This is a messenger RNA of Saprolegnia diclina VS20, 1836 nucleotides long. RefSeq names its product ornithine decarboxylase. Gene Ontology annotation, molecular function: ornithine decarboxylase activity. Gene Ontology annotation, cellular component: cytoplasm. The transcript has a single exon. The coding region runs from base 262 to 1731 and encodes 489 amino acids. NCBI's taxonomy places the organism in Eukaryota, Oomycota, Saprolegniomycetes, Saprolegniales, Saprolegniaceae. The record is from RefSeq and is a predicted model, not a curated record.
AUUUGCGAGCCAACUCUGGUGCCAACUCGACUCACUUGCCAUUUGGCUGCCUAACGCUCAAGAAAGCUCUUUCGUCGCCGCCGCUCACCCGCGCCGUCGCCGCAAGACCUUGACUGUUCAGCUCGUUGGACCCGCCCAAGAUCUUACCAGCGUCGCCACCGACCACGCUCCCAGGGACCAGCACGUCCCUACGCUUAGUGUUUGAUUUCAACGUUGAACCUGAGUGGUUCCCGUGCCGAUAGCAUCGCUUGAUACAAUACCAUGCUGCGCACGUCUCUGCCUUUUGCCCGCCUCCCGGCUUUGGUGACGCGGGCCGCCUUCAAGUUCAAGACCGGACAGCGCGCCGGCAUUGCCACACACGCCACCGCACGGUCCGCCCGUGCUGGGGUGGCCGUACACGGCAGUCUCAAGACUCAACAACAACGUGGCCUCGCCUCGAUGGCGCUCGCGGCCGCCGAGGAGCCCGAGCACAUGGUGUGCGCGUCGACGGCCGCGGCCAAGGACGCAAUCCUGCACCGCAUGUGGAACCACAUCCAGUCGACGGGCGAAGAGAACGCGUUCUACGUCGUCGACACGGCCGCGAUCGAAGACCGGUACAACCUCUGGAUGACGCAUUUGCCGUAUGUCAAGCCGUACUAUGCGGUCAAGUGCAACCCGGACCAGCGCAUCCUCUCGACGCUCGCGCGUCUCGGCACGGGCUUUGACUGCGCGAGCAUGGCCGAGGUCAACGACGUGCUCUGCGCCGGCGUCGACGCCAGCAACAUCAUUUACGCCAACCCGUGCAAGCAGCCGUCGCACAUCUCGUUCGCGGCCACCACCGGUGUCAACGUCAUGACGUUCGAUGGCUGCGACGAGCUCACCAAGAUGAAGAAGCUUCACCCAGACGCCCAGGUGGUCCUGCGCCUCUUUGUCGACGACUCGCACUCGCAGUGCCCGCUCGGUACCAAGUUUGGCGCGGUCCUCAACGACGUGCCUGCGAUUCUGCGCCACGCCAAGGCCAUUGGCUCCAACGUCGUCGGCGUCUCGUUCCAUGUUGGCAGCGGCUGCUUCAACGUCUCGGCCUACUCGGACGCAGUCCUCCGCGCGCGCAAGGCGUUCGACAUUGGUGCAAGCCUCGGCUUCAACUUUGAGCUGCUCGACAUUGGCGGUGGGUUUCCCGGUGACGAGACCGCGCCGGUCGCGUUCGAGGACAUUGGCCGUGAGCUCAACAAGUCGCUGAGCGAGCACUUUCCGGUCUCGUCCGGCGUCCGCAUCAUCUCGGAGCCUGGUCGUUUCUUUGCGGCCGCAAGCCACACGCUCGCGGUCAACGUGAUUGCGCGCAAGCUCGCACCCAACUCGCUCGCGGCGCUGACGCCGUCAGGCUCGUCGCCGCUCAAGGCGUCGCAGGGCAAGCGCGGCCUCCACGGCAGCGUCGACCCGUACUACAUGUACUUCGUCAACGACGGCCUCUACGGGUCGUUCAACUGCCUCUUGUACGACCAUGCGGUCGUGCAUCCCAAGGCGCUCACGACCGUCGACGACAGCGCGGCGUUCACCUCGAGCAUUUGGGGCCCGACAUGCGACGGCCUCGACUGCAUCGCCAAGGACAUCAAGAUGCCGGUGAUGGACAUUGGGGACUGGAUGUACUUUGCCAACAUGGGCGCGUACACGUCGGCCGCCGGCUCGCACUUUAACGGCUUUGUGCCGCCCCAGAAAGUCUACUUUGACUCGACCACCACCGACGACGAGUAGUUUGCCACGUCAUCGAUAAGACUCCUGCGCACGCAGUGAGCUGCAUUCUACAUACGAAUAACCCAACAUCAGAUAAUGUUUUACAAUGAACAAGUUGUCAUACGA